AAUUUCAAUCCAUAGGUGAAUGUAAUACCAUGAUAUUUAACUCAGAAAUCAGCGACAAGGCGCUCACGAUGUUUGUAUUCAAGACAAUCAACAAUAUGGAAAUCCGCUUCUGCAGAGCUAUUUGUUACAUGAAUGGAAAUCGCUGUCUCUCAUACAACUUCGAUAUCAACUCCAAAACCUGUGAAUUAAGCGAAUCAGACCAUGUAAUGAAUCCUGAGAAUUUGGUACCCAGGUCUGGCUCCAUUUACAAUUCAGCUAAGAAUAAAUGCAAAUGUGCAAAUCAUGAAAUAUGCCGGUACAACACUACCUCGAAUACAUACAGAUGUGAAUGUAAUGCCAAUUAUGCAGGCUCCAACUGUACAACAGAAGCAAAUUCCCAGUCAACAACAACAACAGCACCAACCAGUGGAGACGUAACGACCCAGUCAACAACUACAUCUACUACAACAGCUGGAGCCUCGGCAACCGAUUCACAAGCAAGUACUUCUACAAAAGCAGAAACAACUGCAUCAACAACUACUCAAACGCCAACAACCGAGCCAGAGACAACGACUAUGUGGCAAUAUCCUCAGCUCUUUCCCAGGAAGUUACAUCAUUUACUUUAAACUUUUGGCUGAAGCCUUCUUCAUUAUACGAUAAGAUCCUUCAGGUCUUUUCUUACUAUUCUGAUAGUUCGAAAUCCUCUGCUUUGUCUGUGGCGAUUAAAGAGGACGGUGUAGCAGAGAUUAUGAUUGGCGGCGACAGUGUAKCUCUUCAAUCGAAACUUAACAGGGACGACACCUGGCAAAACUUUAUUAUCGUGUGGAGAAACAGUGAAGAACAAGUCAAACUUUUCAAAAAUGGUGUCAAGCGUGCAACAUCGUCAGGCAUUUCAAMGGGUACAAAGGUCGAGACUGGAGGGACGAUGUAUUUGGGUCAGAUGCAUCAAGAGGAUGGAUUCGACGASAGCAAGUUGAUGAGGGGAAGUAUUGCAGACCUUGAAAUUUGGAGUAAUGCCAUAAAUAGMGACGCCACAGCAAGCUYAAUAUACAAUUACAAUUGCCAAUCGGCCAYAGGAUUYAACAUGCCUGGACAAAUUCUGACAUGGGAAAGCAUYCUUAAAGCGACCUUUAACGGAGGUGUUGUUAAAGCUUGUCCUUCUACAUGCAARAAGCUCACAACKUCCUAAGAUCGAACACUAUCACCCUCACAGUCAAAUCYACCAUUUGCAAUAGGACUUGACCACUGAUGAUCCAGGAAGAAAUAUUUUUYUGGGUCCAGCAAAUCCUGGAUAACCUGGAUAAUAUAUAGAAUUUCAUAUUCAUUGUGAAGAAUUUGAUAGUACUCUGAUAUUAUUCUGGGUCCAGCUAAUCUUGCCAAUAACCUGAACACAAUAUUACGGUCCGACAUUUUUUGUCGAAUAUUUACAAUUUCAUAUUAGUGAUGAAUUUGAUAAUACUUCGAUAUUUAUUAUUACAGCUCAUCCUGGCAAUAACCUUAAAACCACGUCAUUACCUGCACUUUUUUGUGGAAUAUUYAAAAUUUCGCUAUCUGUCAGAAGAAUUUGAUAAUACUCAAGUUGCAAAUAAAAUGUUAUAUUG
Molecule: messenger RNA, 1580 nt
Organism: Exaiptasia diaphana
Lineage: Eukaryota; Metazoa; Cnidaria; Anthozoa; Actiniaria; Aiptasiidae
Product: sushi, von Willebrand factor type A, EGF and pentraxin domain-containing protein 1
Source: RefSeq, a predicted model, not a curated record